Botrytis cinerea B05.10 is the source of this 2615-nucleotide messenger RNA. RefSeq lists its product as hypothetical. Lineage: Eukaryota; Fungi; Ascomycota; Leotiomycetes; Helotiales; Sclerotiniaceae. The record is from RefSeq and is a predicted model, not a curated record. The transcript has a single exon. The coding region runs from base 300 to 2069 and encodes 589 amino acids.
GGCAAUGAUUGAGCCCCAGACUGUUUCCCUCCACAAACAGCAAUCAACACUCUACUAUUCUGUAAUAUGAAAAGCCUGUGUUACGAAGAUCUCGACGUACAAUACUCCUCGAUCGCCACUGUGUAUGCCCCGACAGGAUAGUGGCUCCUUCGAUUUCUGCUUUCUUGACAUUUGCUCUCCACUUUUGACUUCCAUCCUAAUGAAUUGAGAGUCUGAUUAAGCAGCUCGUCGGAGGUACUAGCUGCCACCAAGAUACGUAUCCGGUACGACGCGCCGAAAGACAACGGUAAAGUACAAACAUGACGCGAACUAAGUUGAUCAACAUGGAUUCUGGAGCACUUGAACCUUGCGCUAUCAAUGCCAUGCCAUCAUAUCUUGCAGCUUCUCAUGCAUGGUCUGAUAACAUGUUUGCAAUACAGACUGAUUACAAGAACACGCUUGGUGGAGCCAUGAUCGAGACUUCCGUCCGCACACUUUUUCCCAACAUAAAAUAUUGCUGGAUCGAUACGAUAUGCAUCGAUCAAAAUGACGAAGCAGAUAAGAAACUUCAAAUACCUCUGAUGGGUGACAUAUAUGGAAAUGCGCAAGCGGUUGUGGUUAUUACAACUUGUGAUUUCCCACGUUGGAUGACACAGAAUUACUUGGAUCAACUCACCAGGGACCUAGGUGAAGCUAUUGCAAUUUCUAGGGAGGAGGAAUAUACAGAAUCCAUGUCGGAGUACUGGUCGCAUGGGGAUGGGCGACAAAAAAUCAUUGAGGGGAUGGAUUGCCUCGAAUUAUUCACCAGGACCCGAUGGGCUGAUCGAAUCUGGACAUUGCAGGAGUAUAUUCUUGCUCGACAAGUCGUUUGGGUUGGCAAAGAAAACGUAUGCCUCAGAAUAGAUGAUGUGAUGUUUAGUGCACUGCCUGAUUUAUGUGAUGUCUUCAAUAUCGGGGAAGCAAUAGGUGGGAGGUAUGCUAAGGUCUAUGACUUUUAUACUGGCAUGGUGAAUGCUGGAGCUGGGAAAAUCGACCAGACUCGUGUCAUGGAGCUCUUGGGAAACCGCUCGGCUUCCUUUCCAGAUGAUGAGAUCUAUGGUGCAAUGGCAGCUUCGGGAGUAGUCAUAACACCAGGAGUAGUAACUGGACAAGACAAUGUUUGGGCCCUUUGGUGGGAGGAAGCAAUACGUCAAGGGCAUCAUCGUUGGGCGUUUCUUCCUCCUGUCAUAUCUGAAUCCACCAGCACAAACUGCAUAAUGCCACCGUUCAAGUCGCGUCACAAAUCCUCACAGUAUUCUGGACUCGAUACAGUACAUGUUAAAGAGGGUAAAGUUAUCAUUUCCGAUGGGAGCGUAAACAUGCAAGGCCGCUGGGCCGGUUCAUGUCGCAUAAUAAGGCGCUUAGGUAAAGUUUAUCGAGAUUUGAACGGGGGUCUCUGUCGAGAUAUAACAAUGAUACUUUUCGCCAGUGGUCGUUGGAAACUAGCUUUACGGCUUGUUGCAGCAUUCGGUGGGGGGAGGUAUUCCUGGAAGCAAAGUUUAGCAAUUGCGCAGGUUCUACAAGCGAACUAUCAUGGUGCUAGAAAGACCGCUCGCUCGGAAAAAGGGCACACGAUGGUUUUCCGUAAGCUUACAGAGUUUCAAAGAACAAUCUGGGGCGAUUUUAUGAGGCUUAUGAUGAGUCAAAUGAUUCCAUUGAAUGAUGGAAUAGCAUAUCUCGCCUGUAUCAAGAACACUUCAAAGUCAACGGAUAUCAUCGUAGUGAGCGAUGAUCAUCAGCCUUUAAACAGGCUUCACGCUCUUGAUUUCGGUAUACAAGAUGUUAGCGAAAGAUCUCCUUUCAUGAUUGUUUCAGCACCAAAAACUGAUGUAAAAGUUUACGAUGGGGCUCCUGCCAAACCUCUUCAUAAAAUUGGAAUGUCUCUGCCAACGAUUGUUUGUAAAACAUUGCGCAAAGCAAUUGUUUACAAGUGCCAUUUCAUCAACUCAAAUUCACAUGAAUUCAAUAUUGGGGGCAAGGCAUGUUGGUUUUGCUCAAAGACUACCAACGUUAGAGGAUCUCAAGAAGGCGCUGAAAUUUUUUAUUCAUGACAUAGUGCCUACCCGAAUUGAGUUAAGAAACAAACAGACAUCAGAAACUUAUGGCAGUCUGUUCGGGAAGUUCUUGACCCUUAUCUGCAUACACAGCAUGAUGUCGACACGUAUUUUCACACCCAUCAUCUCUCACCGCAAAAGGUUAGUAAGCAAAGUUCAUAAAAUUUAGUCCAUCCAGGUUUUUCUGUGUUCUUUGCGUGGUUUUACUACCUCACCAAGAACGGUAACCCAAGUUAUAGAUGGGACAGUGGAUUUGCCCAGGCAUAGAUAUGGUUUUGUAAGGAAGGCAUAAAGAAGCACGAGACAUGCAUAUGAUUUCUUCUGCAACCUGUUAAUUGAUUAUUUUUAUUGGCCAAUCAAUAUUGUGAUUCUGAGCGAUAGUCAUGUAAACUUAACUUGCUGACAUUUGAAUUCGCCAGUGCCAUCUAACUCAGAGUAGCUAACGGACAAGUUUAAAUUUUUCAGAUCAAACCCCAGAACAGCUGGACAGUUUUUACACUUGAAAUGGUGAUGAAUGCGCAACGAAUACCUUUAUAUAUUGGA